ACCUGGGCCAGGCCGGUGUGACGUUGCCCGCCCACGCCUGGGCAAUCGCCAGGAUGUUUCUAGCCGGCGUGUGGUGUUUGUUAGGGGUACCGGGAACAGGUGCCGCGGGGGCGGUGCGAGAGGCGGUGCCUUCGCUUCCGGUUCCGGCCUCGGCUCUGCUCAGGCUUCGAGAAGGCGGGGAAGAUGCUGCAGGCACCCAGCGGGCGGGCGGGGGCCGCAUUCCUGAAACUCGCGUUUGCGGCGCGUACCAUGGCUGGAGAGCCCAAGGUCUCGCUCCCUGAGCUCCGUUCGCUCCUAGCUUCAGGCCGGGCCCGGCUCAUCGACGUGAGAUCUCGGGAGGAGGCGGCAGCUGGGACCAUCCCUGGGGCGCUAAACAUCCCGGUGUCAGAGCUGCAAAGUGCCCUGCAGAUGGAGCCAGCUGCUUUCAAGGCUUUGUACUCCGCAGAGAAGCCAAAACUGGAAGAUGAGAAUCUCAUUUUCUUCUGUCAGAAGGGCAAGCGGGGCUUGCAGGCCACGCAGCUGGCCCGAGGCCUUGGAUACAAAGGGGCUCGCAACUACGAAGGGGCCUAUAGUGAGUGGUUCCAGAAAGAAGGUUAGGUAGAAGGUGGCUUACUGAAUGCUCCCUACCCCCUGCCCACAGCCACCUUAACUAAGAGUGAUGAAGGGGCUGACUUGUUGGGUUGGGCACCGAAAGCAACAAAUAAAGAGUGUU
This is a messenger RNA of Hippopotamus amphibius kiboko, 712 nucleotides long. It is a transcript of the gene TSTD1, whose product is annotated as thiosulfate sulfurtransferase like domain containing 1. The record is from RefSeq and is a predicted model, not a curated record. Gene Ontology annotation, molecular function: thiosulfate-thiol sulfurtransferase activity. The transcript is spliced from 4 exons. Gene Ontology annotation, cellular component: cytoplasm. Bases 184 to 597 code for a protein of 137 amino acids. Lineage: Eukaryota; Metazoa; Chordata; Mammalia; Artiodactyla; Hippopotamidae.